AUGCAGUUCAGCUCUGUUCUCGUCUCUAUCGCUGUCCUUGUCGCAGCUCCUCUUGCUGCCGCCGACAAUUGCAAUGCGCCUCUUAACUACUGCGGCUCCAGCCUACUGAAGAAGGGGAGAUACAACGACCAGAUCCUCCAGGCUCUCCUCGUCGCUGGUCAGUCAACUGACUACAACCACAUCAACUACUCCAUUUUCAACUGCCUCGGCGGCGAGGGCGGUGCUAUCAAGUUUGUUACCUUCUGCGGGGGCAGCUGCAAGGAUAACGGUCAGGGCAAGAGCGACACUUGUUAA
Messenger RNA from Colletotrichum costaricense, 294 nucleotides. RefSeq lists its product as uncharacterized. Bases 1 to 294 code for a protein of 97 amino acids. The transcript is spliced from 2 exons. The record is from RefSeq and is a predicted model, not a curated record. NCBI's taxonomy places the organism in Eukaryota, Fungi, Ascomycota, Sordariomycetes, Glomerellales, Glomerellaceae.